Molecule: messenger RNA, 543 nt
Organism: Mollisia scopiformis
Lineage: Eukaryota; Fungi; Ascomycota; Leotiomycetes; Helotiales; Mollisiaceae
Exons: 1
Coding region: 85-429 (114 amino acids)
Source: RefSeq, a predicted model, not a curated record
CCGAAACAUGGCUUCUACUCUCUUUACUUUACUUGCUUCUGUUUUCAUAGGUUCAUUGCGAGGAGUACCUGGGGAAUUGCUCGCAUGGGUUCGCAUUUCGCAUUACAUUGUUGUAGCGUGGUGUUCAUGAUCAUGAGAUUCCCCCUGCGCGUUGUAGCAAUUGGUGGAGUUGAAGCAGGAUCUGGGAAAGGAGGGAUGGCAUGCUCUGGUGUUUUUCGUGUUGCUGUCUGGUCUCAUUUUCGUCGUCAUCAUUCGGUGUGUGUUCUGCUGUCAUUUCCGUCUGGCGUCCAAUAUCUAAAGAAUAGUGAAGAGCGCAAGCUGGCAGGCUUGAGACAAAAAAUGCAACACCGCGCGGUCGAUUGUACGAUUGCUUUGCAGCGGGCACUCUGGGGCAUGGAAUUGGAAUACAGGGGCAUUUUAACUACAUGAAAGAAGGGGGUGGAAAAGGCGUCUCUCAUCAUCGAUGAUUCUUCUUCUUCGUCGAUCUAUGUCUGUCUUUUGUUCGGCAUCGGGCAUCUAUCGGGGUAGCGCUCUUGCAAUCAA